Molecule: messenger RNA, 1401 nt
Organism: Dictyostelium discoideum AX4
Lineage: Eukaryota; Evosea; Eumycetozoa; Dictyosteliales; Dictyosteliaceae
Gene: purB
Product: adenylosuccinate lyase
Exons: 1
Coding region: 1-1401 (466 amino acids)
Biological process (GO): 'de novo' IMP biosynthetic process; 'de novo' AMP biosynthetic process; purine ribonucleotide biosynthetic process
Molecular function (GO): N6-(1,2-dicarboxyethyl)AMP AMP-lyase (fumarate-forming) activity; (S)-2-(5-amino-1-(5-phospho-D-ribosyl)imidazole-4-carboxamido) succinate lyase (fumarate-forming) activity; catalytic activity
Source: RefSeq, a predicted model, not a curated record
AUGUCAACAACAACAAAUAUUCAAUUAAAUAAUUUAACAGCAAUUUCACCAAUUGAUGGUAGAUAUUGGGGACAAGUUCAGGUAUUAAGUGAAUAUUUUUCAGAGUAUGCAUUAAUUAAAUAUCGUGUUCAAGUUGAAAUUGAAUAUUUCAUUGAAUUAAGUAAACUUUCAGAAUUGAAACCAUUGAAUGCAGUUAAUAAGGAAGAUGAUCAUAAGAAACUUAGAGAUAUUUAUUUACAAUUUAAAGAGAGUGAUGCACAAAAGAUUAAACAAAUUGAAAAAACCACAAAUCAUGAUAUAAAAGCAGUUGAAUACUUUAUCAAGGAGAAAAUGCAUACAGAAUUACAAUAUAGUGAAGUUGUUACAGAGUUUAUUCAUUUCGGACUUACAUCACAAGAUAUCAACAAUACAGCCAUACCAUUAUCAAUCGUUGAAUCAGUUGAGAAAGUAUUAAUUCCACAAUUGAAACAAUCAAUCUUGGAACCAUUGCGUCAAUUUGCUCAACAAUGGAAAUCAAUUCCAAUGUUGGCACGUACCCAUGGCCAACCAGCCACACCAACCACCGUCGGUAAGGAGCUAAUGGUUUUCAUCGAACGUUUAGAGAACCAAAUCAAUCAUUUGGAACAAUCUGUACCACAUACUUGUAAAUUUGGUGGUGCAACAGGUAAUUUGAACGCACAUAAAGUUUCAUAUCCAGCUAUUGAUUGGGUGGUAUUCAGCGAGAAAUUUGUUAAAGUUUUACAUCCAUCUUUGAAACGUAUGCGUUUUACCACCCAAAUUGAGCAUUACGAUAAUGUUGCCUCCCUUUUGGACGCUUUCAAACGUAUUAAUACAAUUCUCAUCGAUUUAUGUCGUGACAUUUGGACCUACAUCUCUAUGGAGUAUUUCAAUCAAAAAUUGGUCAAAGGUGAAGUCGGUAGUAGUACUAUGCCUCACAAGGUAAAUCCAAUCGAUUUUGAAAAUGCCGAAGGUAAUAUGGGUGUAGCCAAUGCACUCUAUGAACAUUUAUCCGCUAAAUUACCAAUCUCCCGUCUUCAAAGAGAUUUAACCGACUCAACUGUACUCCGUUCUAUUGGUGUACCUUUCUCACAUUCUAUCCUCUCCUUUAAAUCAAUUCAACGUGGUCUCUCAAAAUUAGUACUCAAUGAAGCAAAUAUUGCAAAAGAUCUCGAUGCAAAUUGGGCUGUAGUUAGUGAAGCAAUUCAAACUAUCCUUCGUCGUGAAGGUUUCCCAAAACCAUAUGAAGCCUUAAAAGAAUUAACUCGUGUUAGUGGUAGUAAAAAAAUUACUGAAUCUGAUAUUCAAACUUUUAUCGAUUCUUUAUCAAUUCCUGAUGAUAUUAAAUCUGAAUUAAAACUUAUUACUCCUUUUAAUUAUAUUGGUAUUAUUCCUGAUUUUUAA